GCCGAUUCGUCAUGGCGGUGGCCGGCGAUGCCGUCGACAACAAAAUCGACGAAAGUAAGACAGCGACAAUUAAUCAGACCUUAUCUAAGGCUCCUCCAAUCAUUCGUGUGACAUCGUCAUUUUUAGUAUUGUUCAAUCUCGUACUGCAAAAGAAACUCGAAGUGUCCACCGUCAUUAAAGUUGACGGUAUUCCUAAAGUCGAACCCAAAAGCUUCGACCAUCUCCAACAAGUUAUCACCGAAAUAUUUACGAAGUUCGGUAAAAUCCUCAGAGAUUACUAUCCAAAAUCUGAAAAUGACGACACUAAAGGUUACUUAUUCAUUGAAUAUGAAGAACACGAAAGCGCAUUGAGAGCUGUUAAGAGAGCUAAUAAUUCCCAAUUCUGUGAACUUACUUUAUCAGUACAAUUAGUGUCCGACUGUAAAACGUGA
Messenger RNA from Acyrthosiphon pisum (pea aphid), 431 nucleotides. RefSeq names its product eukaryotic translation initiation factor 3 subunit B-like. The record is from RefSeq and is a predicted model, not a curated record. Gene Ontology annotation, molecular function: translation initiation factor binding; RNA binding; translation initiation factor activity. Gene Ontology annotation, cellular component: eukaryotic translation initiation factor 3 complex. The coding region runs from base 12 to 431 and encodes 139 amino acids. Gene Ontology annotation, biological process: translational initiation. The transcript is spliced from 2 exons. Lineage: Eukaryota; Metazoa; Arthropoda; Insecta; Hemiptera; Aphididae.